AUGGGCCAAAUGAAAAUAGAUUAUACUGGUCGAGCUAACUAUAUUUACUCGAUGGAAGGACGAAUGCUUAAAAAUGGCGAUUCAGAUCCUCCACCGGAAUUGUCCGUCUUAACCGAACCUCCAUUGCCAUAUCAUCAAAUUCCUUCAAACGAUUACACGCCGUCACCCGAAUUGGCCAACCAUUUAAUCAACUUGUACUUUAUCCAUGUUCAUCCUUAUAUUCCAAUUUUACAUAAGGCUUCGUUUUUGAGACGCUUUGGCGACAAAUCAAAUCCUCUCUCACCAUUAUUAGUUUAUUCCGUAUUCGCCUUGGGUGCAAAAUAUUCUGAUGAUGUAAAUGUUCGUUUAGAUCCCAUGAAACCUGAAACUGCGGGACUUAUUUAUUAUAAUCGUGCUAAAGAUCUAUUGGAUGAUUUCUUAGAUACUCCAAGAUUAUCUACCGUACAAGCACAAAUUUUAAUUUUGAAAUUUCAAGAGGGGAUUCGUAGAUCUGGUUUCUUUUUUAGAAGUUGGUUAUAUUUUGGUGUUAUUAUUAGGAUGGCACAAGAUUUAGGUUUAAAUAAAAAUUUUGAUAAAUGGAAUUUACAUAUUUCUCGUGAAGAUAUGAUUUGUAGAAAACGUGUAUGGCAAAUUUGUUUCUUAUUUGAUCAAUUCAUGAGUGGUGCUCAAGGAAGAGAUGUUGUCAUUUCAUUAUCAAAUACUGAUAUUGAACUUCCACAUAAAGAUGAUUAUGAUGAUGAACAAGAAUUUCAAGUUCAAACCGAAUUUGUUCACCUUGUACGACUUACAAAGAUUCUCGCCAGUGUAAUGUCAGUAAUAGCACCUGCAGGUGCUGGUGCUCCAUUACAAGCAUGGUCAGCUAAUCCAAAAUUACAAAUUCUUGAUAAUGCAUUAGAAGCUUGGUUACAUGCACUUCCACCAAAACUUAGAUGUCAACAAGAAAUUGAAGCUAGUCCUAAUUCUCUUCCACAAACUCCUUCAUCACAUUUCGCUGGUUUCAUCAAUAUUUUAUAUCAUACUGUAGUAAUAUUACUUCACAGACCAUAUAUUACAAGUUUAGAUAAUAUUAAAGGAUCACAAAAUUCUCAACAUUUAAAUAUGUGUACCUUAUCAGCUAAUAAUAUAUCUCAAAUUGCUCAAAAGAUGUUUGAACAUUGGGGUCCAAUCGUAUUUCAAUAUCCAAUUCGUGGAGGAAAUUAUGGAGUUUAUUGUUUAGUUGCAGCUUCAAUGAUUCAUUUAGUAAAUAUGUCAUCUCAUGAUCUUAGAAUAUCAAGGUUAGCUCAUGAUCAUUUAUUAAGAACUUUGGGAGUUCUUAAAGUUUGUGUUGAACAUAGUGCAGCAUGGGACCUUAGAGAUAAAGUUCAUAAUUUAGAAGCGGCUUUUUCAGCUCAACAAGCACGACAAUCAACAGUUACAAUGUUAUUUCAUCCAGGUUCAAAUCCUAAUUCACCAAAUCAUAUGACACCUAUGAAUGGAAGAUCAUGUAGACCACCUAUAAAUAAAAGACGUUCAACUACUCCAAAUAGUGACUUAAACUUAAAAACUGUUGAAACUAAUCAACAAUUACUUUCAAAUAGUUUACCUGAAAAUUUUUCACAUUAUCCACAAAAUACUUCACCACCACAAUUUCAUGAAAGACCAUUGUACAUAUUAACAAAUGAUCCUCAAUCUGAACAACAUACAUUCACACCUGAAACUGAACAAUUAGGGUUUGAUUUUAUGUCAACACAACCUACUUUGGAUGAAAAUACCUUGUUAUCGAGUCAACUUGGUCAAAUUCCAAUGACAUCAUCUGGACUUAACGCUCCUAUAACUGUACCUAAUCCAAUAAUGCCUUUAGGUAAUUCAAAACAAAUUGAUAUUAACGGUACUACUUUAAAUCCUGGUGGAACAUUUUGGGAUGCAAAUUCUUUAUAUGUAUGGAAUCAAAUACCAACGACAGCGAGUCAAAUGUGGACACCAAAUGGCGGAAUUAGUCCACUUAGCAUAAGUACAUCUUCGACAGCUAACUCACCUACUGGACACCAAUCACCAGAUCAUGGGUCACCGGCAUCAAUUGAAAAUCAAUUUUCACAAAGUAAUGCUGGUUCCCCUGUUAAUUCUGUGGUAGAUCCUAUAAUUGUUGCUUCACAGAAUCAUGAAGAUUUAAACGUUUGGUAUAAUAAUUAA
Rhizophagus irregularis DAOM 181602=DAOM 197198 is the source of this 2169-nucleotide messenger RNA. RefSeq lists its product as uncharacterized. The record is from RefSeq and is a predicted model, not a curated record. NCBI's taxonomy places the organism in Eukaryota, Fungi, Glomeromycota, Glomeromycetes, Glomerales, Glomeraceae. Gene Ontology annotation, molecular function: DNA binding; zinc ion binding. Gene Ontology annotation, biological process: DNA-templated transcription.